AUGACACCCGCCUCCGUCUCCAUCUCCUCCCCCGCCCCCGCCCCCGCGCCCACAAAGCCGCUCUACCUCCGCCGCCCGGUCAUCGCGGGCGCCGCUGCGUUGGCCGCGUUCCUCCUCCUCGCCGCCGCCUACGCCACCAGGCGAGCCGGGUCCCCACCGACCGCCCUCCUCGCCCACCCAGCUGUUGCCACUAGGUUCUUCUCCUUCGACCUGGUCCGCGAGUACCCUCACGACCCGGAUGCCUUCACCCAGGGUCUCUUGUACGCGGAAAAUGACACUCUUUUCGAGUCCACUGGCCUCUACCACCGGUCUUCAGUCCGAAAGGUUGAUCUUCAGACCGGAAAAGUUUUGGUUAACCACCAAAUGGACGGACAAAUGUUUGGAGAAGGUUUAACUCUUCUCGGUGACAGAUUGUUUCAGGUUACCUGGUUGAAGAACGAAGGGUUUAUAUAUGAUCAACAUAACUUCUCCAAACGCACGAGUUUUACCCAUAAAAUGCGAGAUGGUUGGGGUCUGGCGACUGAUGGCAAAGUUCUUUUUGGCAGUGAUGGCACUUCAAUGCUGUAUAAGCUGGAUCCAAAGUCACUUGAAGUCAUGAAAGUGGUGACUGUCAAGUAUCAUGGUAAUGAAGUCCCCUAUCUUAAUGAGCUGGAGUAUAUAGAUGGUGAAGUCUGGGCAAAUGUCUGGCAGACAGAUUGCAUAGCUAGAGUGUCCCCUGAAGAUGGCCUAGUGGUGGGCUGGAUCUUUCUUCAUGAGCUGAGGCGGCAGUUGUGGAACUCAGGCAAUACGAAUAUUGAUGUCUUAAACGGGAUAGCUUGGGAUGAAAGAAACCACAGAUUAUUUGUGACAGGGAAACUGUGGCCAAAGCUAUAUCAGAUCAAGCUACGGGCAGUAGAUGGUCCAGCAGAUGGAUCUGUAGAAAAACUUUGUCCAAAAGCCAGCUUCUAUCGCUGA
Molecule: messenger RNA, 954 nt
Organism: Miscanthus lutarioriparius
Lineage: Eukaryota; Viridiplantae; Streptophyta; Magnoliopsida; Poales; Poaceae
Source: the annotation of a GenBank genome assembly